This is a messenger RNA of Mus pahari (shrew mouse), 480 nucleotides long. RefSeq names its product keratin-associated protein 16-3-like. NCBI's taxonomy places the organism in Eukaryota, Metazoa, Chordata, Mammalia, Rodentia, Muridae. Bases 7 to 267 code for a protein of 86 amino acids. The transcript has 2 exons. The record is from RefSeq and is a predicted model, not a curated record.
AAAAUCAUGAGCUACUCCAGCAGCUACUAUGGAGGCCUGGGCUAUGGCUAUGGUGGCCUUGCAGGCCUGGGCUGUGGAUGUAACAGCAUCCGCAGACUGAGCUGUGGCUCUGGCUAUGGAAGCUAUGGAUAUGGCUCUGGCUAUGGAGGCUAUGGAUAUGGCUCUGGCUAUGGAGGCUAUGGAUAUGGCUCUGGCAAUGGAGGCUAUGGAUAUGGCUGCCACCGCCCUUCAUGCUGUGGAGGAUAUGGGUUCUCCAACUUCUACUGAGUGAAUUGUCGAAAUUAGAAGCAUACAUGAACUAGGAAAUAUUUGUGUUCCUGUUUUUCACUCUUAUCCUAGAGACAUGAAUUUCAUAUUCUCUGACAUCAAUGUAUACAAUUUAGGAAUUUUUAAACAGCUUCUGUGAACAUUUCAUAUCUUUAACCUCUACUACCCAUUACCAAAAUGCAUAUUUAAUAUGAAUAAAAUUUAAAUUUGCUC